This is a messenger RNA of Racocetra persica, 501 nucleotides long. NCBI's taxonomy places the organism in Eukaryota, Fungi, Glomeromycota, Glomeromycetes, Diversisporales, Gigasporaceae. The record is from the annotation of a GenBank genome assembly.
AUGUCAACUUCAAAUGAAGCUACCAAUGUUGCCAUUGUCAGUAGAACUGAAACCUGCACUCGCUGCAGAAAGCUUAAGCCUAUUGCUGAAUUCACAAGAAUGAGUGGAAGUAGAAUGGUAGUCAAUGCCUCAUGUAAUGCCUGUUCUGAUCAAGAUAAGAGAUAUCGAGCAAAUAAAAAAGCCAAAUCAAUUAGUGAUAAAAGUACUCAACCACUUAUCUUAAAUGAUGAUAUUCAACUAUCACCCUUAGACGAAAAUAUUCAAUUGCUACCCUUAAAUGAAGAUGAUUCUGUAGAUUUAGAUAGUGUCGAAAAUAGCAGUGAUGACCUUCUUUAUAAUAUCCAUGAUAUUGAAGAGCUUAUCAAUAUUAAAUUUGAAGAUAGUGAAGAAAAGGAUGAACCGGUUAAAUUCUCUGUAAUAGUAAAACUUGAAAGAGAAUUAGUUCAUGAAAAAAUAAUGUUUUCAGAGGUUGAUCAACAUGAGGAUGCAGAAUUUCAUGAA